Balaenoptera musculus (blue whale) is the source of this 1572-nucleotide messenger RNA. It is a transcript of the gene PACRG, whose product is annotated as parkin coregulated. Gene Ontology annotation, molecular function: Hsp90 protein binding; Hsp70 protein binding. Lineage: Eukaryota; Metazoa; Chordata; Mammalia; Artiodactyla; Balaenopteridae. Gene Ontology annotation, cellular component: vesicle; neuron projection; cytosol. The record is from RefSeq and is a predicted model, not a curated record. The transcript is spliced from 14 exons.
AGGUCGGUCGCCGCCGCCCGCGGCCCGGCGCCCGCCGCCCUUUCGGCCUGAGGCCUAGGAAACGUCCGUAACCGGGAGGCAGGGUCGUUCGGCCGCAGUGUUGACGUGUCACUUAGCAACCCGGAGGGUUACCUUUGGAAGCUUGUUGCGGCUCUAGCCUCGGUCCUGCCCUCUUCCCGCCCUUCCUCUCCCCUCAACUCCCUUCACCUGGGAGCUGCCAAACAUCUGGAUCAACUUGAGCGCUACGAGGGCGUGAAAUUCUACCAGUAACGCGCCUUUUCACAUUUUUUCCCGACCUCCUUCUCCCAUCCGUAAAACUCAUUGAUUCUUUUACUACACGUUUUAUGAGAACAAGACAUUUUCUAGGAAGAUGGUGGCAGAAAAAGAGACCCUGAGCUUAAACAAAUGCCCAGACAAGCUGCCGAAGAGGACCAAGCUGCCGCUCCCGGUGCACCAGCCUCACUCCCUGGUUUCUGAGGGCUUCACAGUCAAAGCCAUGAUGAAAAACUCAGUCGUGAGAGGCCCUCCAACUGCAGGAGCAUUUAAAGAAAGACCAACGAAGCCCACAGCAUUUCGAAAAUUUUAUGAACGAGGGGACUUCCCAAUUGCCCUUGAACAUGAUUCGAAAGGAAACAAAAUAGCGUGGAAGGUAAACCUAAUGAAACUUGACCAUGAACAUUUUCUGGUAGCAUUUUAUGAUUUUCUAUGUAUAGUGUCAUUCCCCUACUAUUAUUGGCCUAGGCAGGGUGUUCACAUGGCCAUGUUUUCUCUUGGUGGCUUAUUUCUUCUACACAUACUGCCUUGUCUUCUAAUUGUCUGAAAAAAUGCCUUGAACCUCCGAAACCGACAGGUCAUCUGCGUCACUCUCAAAGUCCUACAGCAUCUGGUUGUGUCAGCUGAGAUGGUGGGUGAAGCUCUGGUGCCCUAUUACCGUCAAAUCCUCCCCAUCCUGAACAUCUUUAAGAAUAUGAAUGGGAAGUAUUCCCACUUGUAUUUGAAAUGCAAAGGAAGCCUGAUGAGAGCCUGCUGAUUGAAGCACUUAAUGAGCCCCGGUCCUCCAACGGGAGCAUCUGAGGUUAGGGAAGCUGUGGUAAACUCCGGGGACGGCAUCGACUACAGCCAGCAGAAGCGGGAGAACAUCGGUGACCUGAUCCAGGAGACGCUGGAGGCCUUCGAGCGCUCCGGAGGAGAAGACGCCUUCAUCAACAUCAAGUACAUGGUCCCUACCUAUGAGUCGUGCUUGCUAAGUUAGCGGUGGGAACAGCUGGGAUUCGAGGAAAGCUUCUCCUAGCCUUCUGGUCAUCUGUCUCUGCUGCUGUUAGUAUCUCAUUAUCUGUGACUUCUACGGCUUACUUUUCUACAGCUGCUAAAAUAGUGGCUCAUGGGCCAUUGGACUUGUAGCCCUAUUGAGAGCAAGGCUUUCCAAUACACAAAUAGUGCCUGUUUCUUAGAUUACAAUAGUGUACUGUGCUUAUUUGUUCUAGGAGAAGAAUUGCUUCUUUAUACAGUUCGGAAAGAAGCAGGAGUCCGAGUUAAACCUUCAGCUGUAUAGACAAUAAAACUGCAAUUUUC